Orussus abietinus is the source of this 1593-nucleotide messenger RNA. RefSeq names its product prokineticin Bm8-f. The transcript is spliced from 3 exons. NCBI's taxonomy places the organism in Eukaryota, Metazoa, Arthropoda, Insecta, Hymenoptera, Orussidae. The record is from RefSeq and is a predicted model, not a curated record. Bases 128 to 532 code for a protein of 134 amino acids.
UUGCUAUACUCGAAUACUCGUCCGCUAUAAAAUAAGAAGUCCAUCGAUUCGAACAAUCACAUGCUUCGGAGUAUUUGCCGAGUGAACAUCGCGGGGAAAAAGGGUUGAGCCGAUUCGUUCCGGAAGCAUGACGCAGAAACUGAUCCUUGCGAUGAUCCUCGCAAUAGCUGGGAUGAGCGGCCCGAUCAUCGCAGGUGUCGCAAGCAACAGGCCAUCUCACGUCCAAUGCGUGAGCAACUCGGAAUGCUUGCGAGGAAGCUGUUGCACCAUUGCGCCCUAUAAAUUCAGCGUGCCCCAGUGCCAAUCGAUGCAGGAAGAAGGAGCGCAAUGUAGACCAAUGGGACACGAGACCAUCAACACAACCCUAACUUAUCCAGAUGGUUCGGAAUUGGAAUUGAAGGGAGUGCAUUACAUCCUCUGCCCCUGCGACUACGGAUUAACCUGCGACCCUAAGGACGGGAUUUGCAGGGACGUCAGCCAAAGGAGGGACUUCAAUCACCUGCAAAACGAGGCUAUCGCGCACGAAGAUUAAUAGUCAAUAUUCGUGUAGCAUGAUUAACAUGUCGGCAAGCUUCUCUAUUUCUAUACAUCUGACAGGAACGGAUAGAACUGUACCUCGGAACUGAGCGCGUUUACUCCCUCUCCGAGAAACCUCCGAAUUUCCCAAUUCCGGAAUUUUAGAAAUUUCAACCGCACGGAACUGUUCGGCAUUUCCAAAGCUCUCGAAUUAUCCGAAAUCUGAUCGAAGUGAUCAAUGAUCUUUGAUAGGCCGUUUAUAACGGUCUGUUCGUGAAAUGCUGGGCAAACAGAAAGUUAGGAUUGGUAAUUGAGCAGGACGAUAAUAGUCGUUGAGAAAUGAAAGAUGAAAAUAAUGCGAGCUAUUAUCGGCUUCAAAGGGGUCCGACAAAUUUUAUGAAGUGCGAUCACUACUUUCGGUACUCUCGAGUUUGUCAGGAAAAAUGAUGCGACACCUCUUCGUGCUUUUUAAAGGCAUUUGGGUAAUCGAGUACGUGUGUACGAGAUGUAUGACAAAUUUGACAUAUGCAUUUAACACGUGCACCCGUGUAAUGUGUUAGUUUCCUUGUACUCGGUGCAGAUUGAUCACGAGCCAAUAAAUAGUAUCAGCUCAGUUCCUUUCGGUUCAUAGAUAAGAGUAAAAUGCCUAAUUACAUUUAAGAGCGUAAAGAUAAAAGGCUUGAUAAAACGUUUAUAAUUACGGACAGCUGAACGGUACCAAAUAAAUGUAGUCUAGGUCUAUGUCUCUAAGUAUGUACAUCUGUAGCAGUAUAGUAAGAAAAAGUCGCGUGUUAAAUGAAAUCGAUGAAUCGCAAAUAAAAAUUAUAUUUAUUUAUUUAACGAGAUAUAUAUAUAUGUAUGGAUAAAUAAAAACAAAAAUUGAGGCGUGUUUGAUAUCUUCCAAUAAUCUAAUUAAAUUUAGAGCAUGUUCAACAUUCUAAAUGAAUCAUUAUUACGAAUUCCGACAAGCUAUGAGACGUAAUAAGGUUCGUCCUCGUUCAUUCUAUUUGACAUUUUUUUUAUAUUUAUUUAUCCAAUAGUGUGUAUAUUACAAAUAAAGCAUUAACCAGUACAUCA